Messenger RNA from Pleurotus ostreatus (oyster mushroom), 366 nucleotides. RefSeq lists its product as uncharacterized. The transcript has a single exon. The record is from RefSeq and is a predicted model, not a curated record. NCBI's taxonomy places the organism in Eukaryota, Fungi, Basidiomycota, Agaricomycetes, Agaricales, Pleurotaceae. Bases 1 to 366 code for a protein of 121 amino acids.
AUGCGUGUAUCAUUCACCGCCGCUACCCUCAUCGCCAUUGCCGUUGCCGGAUCCCUCGUCAACUCGGCCAUCAUCCCCCGCCGCGAGAUGAACCGCUCUCGCGUUGACUCGCGCUACUUCAACGAUCAUGUUGAAGCCGCGGAGGCACGCGAUGUACCUGAAAUUCGGUCAGGCCAUUACGAUCGCGGAUACGCUGAGUCGACCUACCACGCUCGUGCUCACCCACGAGACUUCGUACGCCGGGUACCAGUGGCAGCCCACAGCAAUGACGACUACGAGCAGAUGGAAGCCCGUGACGAUCGUCCCGUGGUGGUAGCCUACUACGUACGAGGUCACGCAAGGGAUUUCUCAAGACGUGGGCAGUAA